Morchella importuna is the source of this 2589-nucleotide messenger RNA. RefSeq lists its product as uncharacterized. The record is from RefSeq and is a predicted model, not a curated record. The transcript has a single exon. NCBI's taxonomy places the organism in Eukaryota, Fungi, Ascomycota, Pezizomycetes, Pezizales, Morchellaceae. The coding region runs from base 1 to 2589 and encodes 862 amino acids.
AUGUCAGGCCUUCUUUUCCCUCCUACGGGAGCCGGUGAUGGUGGAGAGACAAGCAGCUCUAAUAUUAAACCCUCAGAGAAUGGUGCUGGUUCACCGCCCAAACCUAGAAAAUCCUCAGACCGGAGGAUGGUUUUUGGAACACCAACCUCGCAGCUUUCCAGCACUACAGAUUUACCCAGCCAGACCAAAACAGACGAAAUCAGGCCCAAUGCCGGUGCUUAUUUGGGCAUGACACCUGUGAGGGAUUCUGUUGGAAACUUGUUACAACAGCAGCAACACCGUGGGGAGGGUACUCGCUUUUCUGAAGAUGUUCAGCGGUAUCCGCCGCCGGGUCACGAAAGUGCUCAGCCGGAUGAGAGAGAUAGAGAGGGGGAAGGGAGGACAAAGCAUCGAUGGAAUUCUGCUCGAUCCAAGCUUGGGAAUGUUUUGUCAGUCAGACACAAUAUUCGAGACACUCUGUCUUCAAGAAGCAGACAGAAUAGCGUCAUGCCCAAAGUCGACCAUCUGAUGAAUGAACUUAACUCAAGGGAACCUUUAUCCAGAGACAACCUCAAUACGUCCUCCCAUCAGGGCACAGGUCAUCAUUCCCCAGCUCCUCCACACCCGACUGCUGCCACAUCUUUGGCAAGCACAGCUCUACCACACGCCCCGGAAACAUCAUCUGGGAGUACAGCCAAACACUCCAGUCCCUCGCGAUUCUCGAGCAAAUUGGCAUCAUGGAGACAUCAUCACCGGAAAGGGCGAGGUAGAGAGUCGUUAGAAGAGGGACACGAAGGCAUCGAGGUUACGGCCGCAGCUGAACAGCUUAGAUCAUCUUCCUCACCUCCUACCCAGAGAUUUAGGACCCGAGUCAAUCGAUUUUUACGGUCUGGAAAACAUCACGCAAGCUCAACGGCAUCACCAGCUUCUAGCGCUGCUGCUGCUGCAGGCUCUGAGCCUAGGCACCCAGAAUCGCUAUCCACCCGCACUCCCGCUCAUACGCCCCCGUAUCUUUCCUCAGGACAGUCGUCUACAGCUCAUGGAUCCAGCCAUGGAUCCGGGUUUAGGGAAGCUAUGCGCAGAGGGGUUGCUUCCGCACGUAGGAGGGUAUCGGUGCCAUUUUUAUCAGUACCUCUAGCUUCUAAUGAUGUGUCUGAUACAGGGACCAUUGAAAACGAACCCCCGGAAAGACCACAAACUGUCCCGCUAGAAAGGCGUAACGAGAGCAACGGGGCUUGGAUUAGUCCUGGCGGAUCUGCGUUUGCACUCAAUAGCAAACCAGGACACGAUUUCCUUCCAUCCGAGGCAACAAAUGUGGAGCCAAACUAUGCCGCCCCACCAAAGGUCACCGAAAAUCCCGCUCCGCAUGAGUGGCAAGAGAGAGAUUUUGAACAGGUUCCCAUGAUACAGUGCCCUCCCCCUUUGUCCCCCCCAGGAAUGGAAGAGUCGCCGCCGAUCUCUCCGUGGAUAAAGGCAUCAGAUGGAACAAAGGAAUGGUUGAAGUUGACCCCCGAGGAAACUCCCUUCUUUCUACCGGAGAUCGACCCAAUAGCCCCGCUUUCAGCUGGAGAAAUGCUGAAUCGGGAGUAUUCUAUGACCCCGGAACGCUCCAAUGGUGGGCAGAAUCUGUCGGACAUUUAUUGGGCGGUAGGGCAGGGCUCGAGUUCGAACAGACUUGACGAAGGGCAGGCUAUCGACAAAGGAAAAGGAAAGGCUGUGAUGAGCGAUACUGACCGCCUUGAGCCCCCGGGGAAUAGUCGUUUUUAUGACACAAGUGGAAAGUCGAUAGAGGUUCUAGAAGAGGAGAAGAGAAGAAAAAGCAGGGAUACUGGCAUCAUGGGUCUUGAUCCGGAAGUGAAUCACCGAAGUGAUGCCCCCUCCGGCUCGGGCUCUAGAGUGGAAGAUGAAGACGGUGAGUUUACCUAUGCUUCUGCGGUUCGUGAAAUCGCAGGGCUAGAUAGAUACCCUAAACGUCCCUCUCAUGAUGAUGAUGCCAAUUUGGAUGAUGUGAGUGUGCCCGAGUGUGAUUAUGAUUUUCCACUCCCGAGUUUCCGCUUUAGUAUGCUAGCAGAGCCAUCACCAUCAUCUAACGAGCCGGACGCGAGUCCCUGCACAGCUUCGUCGAGCUCAACAGAACAGCCAUCCGGCUCAACGCCAACGUUUCCAUGUCUAGCCUCGACACACAUGCAGGCGGCCACCACCACCACCACCGCCUCUACCGCCACAACAACACGCACCACGACCGCCAGCAGCACCAACCCUUCUGCUUCUUCUUCUGUCUCCCCUCCUAAUAUUUCUCCCUGCCAGUACCAGAUGUUAUUGAGCUCGAAGAGACCUUAUCUAUUUGUGUUGCAGGAACUUUCUUCAGGAACAUAUGUUAAGAUUACGCCGCAAAGUAGUUCAAGCCCUGUUUCUAGGAGCAUGAGCACUGUGUCUCGGAGCUAUCCUGAGACACCAGCAGCGAGUCAGACGAGUCCUGGACCUGCAAGGAGUCCGGUCAGUGUGAGGUUUCUCAAUACCAAUGGACUUCUGGCUUGCAAUGCAGAUGAAAACGACGAGGAUAGCGAUGACGAAGGAGUUCUGAGCGAAGGGGGGGGAAUUAAAAAAUAA